Molecule: messenger RNA, 6072 nt
Organism: Petromyzon marinus (sea lamprey)
Lineage: Eukaryota; Metazoa; Chordata; Hyperoartia; Petromyzontiformes; Petromyzontidae
Product: protein phosphatase Mn(2+)-dependent 1K-like
Biological process (GO): protein dephosphorylation
Molecular function (GO): protein serine/threonine phosphatase activity; cation binding
Source: RefSeq, a predicted model, not a curated record
CACGUGAGCCCAUAUAAGGGCGGCGGUCGCUGGAGAGCACCGCUCAGACCUCGCCGACGCGCGAGGAGGGUCGAUGGCGGUGGUGCUGAUGCUGCUUACCGCAACGCGGCUCCGUUAAACGUACAAAUUAUCGUCUCUCUUAAGGGGGGUGACACGGUUGCCUCGAGCGAAUGCACCACGCAAACAUUGUGCUGGGGUGGGUGGUUUCCCGCCCCCUCUCCCCAACUCUUCAAAGUUUGGGAGUUUAAGGCGAUAAGCCCCGUCGGCUUUAUCGGUGAUAUCGGCUCUGCGAGGUGCGUGAGGCGCUCGGAGAAGGAUAUUUAUUUGAAUUGGUGUGCAGCUGAAGAGUUGAAACUAAGAGGCAAGCUGACCGAGUUUUAAAGCGCGCUCCGGGAAUGGAUUAAGGCCCAGAUAACUAUCGGGACGAGGGGGCAAGUCCUGAGCAGCUCGCCCUGCUGUUGGACACUGUUGUCCUUGCCCCACCUACAGACGCACACACCUCUCAGCUCGCCGGCGGCGUACGUCACCGUUCAGGAUUCGGAACCGACUCGGCACCGGCGCCUACCGUGGGAUGGCCGCGCUGCUGGUGCGGCUGCCCAGGGGCCGGCACGCCGCAGUACUCACCGGGGCCUCGCGGGGGGCGGGCCGCCCCCACCGGGCCGCCCCCAUCCCCGACGGGCCCCUGGCGCGCUGCUGGUUGCACGUGGCGGCAGCGGCGCGGCGGUGGCGCGCGCGCUCGGAGCGGGACGACCGCCCCGCCGUGUGGGACAACUUCGGUAUCUGGGACAACCGGUUACAGAAGGAGCCCAUCAUGCUGCCGCCCAGCAUCAAGUACGGCAAGCCGAUCCCGCAGCUGAACCUGGCGCGUGUGGGCUCUGCAAGCCAGACAGGCCGGCGCUCGGCCAACGAGGACCGCUUGAGUGUGGGCGCCGUGGACGGCACGAUGCUGUACUUCGCCGUGUACGACGGCCACGGGGGCGCCUACGCCGCCGAGUUCUGCGGCGCGCACAUGAAGCGCUGCAUCCGGAACCUGGUGGAGCAGGAGGAGGACCUGCAGGUGGUGCUGCGCCGGGCGUUCCUGCAGGUGAACGAGGAGUUCACGCUCGCGGCCCGUGCGCCCGGCAACGAGGCGCUGCUUCCGUGCGGCACCACGGCCACGGUAGCGCUGCUGCGCGACGGCGUGGAGCUGGUGGUGGGCAGCGUGGGGGACAGCCGCGCCAUCCUGUGCCGACGCGGGUUGUCGCGCAAGCUCACCGAGGACCACACGCCCGAGCGCCGUGACGAGAAGGAGAGGAUCCAGAAGUGCGGUGGCUUCAUCGCGUGGACGAGCCUGGGCCAACCGCACGUCAACGGGCGCCUCGCCAUGACGCGCAGCAUCGGCGACAUCGCCCUCAAGGCCGUGGGCGUCACGGCCGAGCCGGACACGCGCCGCAUCAUGCUGAAACACGGGGACGACAGCUUCCUGGUGCUGACGACAGACGGCAUCAACGUCAUCAUGAACAGCCAGGAGAUCUGCAACAUCGUGAGCCAGUGCAACGAGCCCUCCGAGGCUGCUCAGCUGGUCGGUGAACAGGCCAUGCAGUACGGCUCGGAGGACAACACGACGGUCGUGGUGGUGCCGUUCGGCGCGUGGGGCAAACACAAGGGCGCCGAGGACAGCUACUCGGUGGGGCGUACGUUCACCUCCAGCUGGCGCUGGGCGUGACGCCGCCGCCAGGCACCAGGCACCCAGCAUCCCCCCCACGGCUCACAAGUGGAGGGGAGGGCGGGGGGCGCCUUUUUAGAAUUCCCCCAGGGCUCACGUAGUGUUGAAGGGAAGUCGCCGUUUAACGGAGUUUUUAAAAUAUCGUCUGUUUCCCCGAGUGAUUUUUUUUUUUAAAUCCAGGACAAUUUUCCUGUACGUGCUCUGUGUAAAUAUAAAACGUCGCACUUUUUACAUGUGAUUUAAUUUUGCUGCUUGUUCUCAAACAGAAGCUCCAUUUUUUUGUUGUUUACGAGCCGGAGGUCGGAGCCAUGGCGCUGUGAACUCUGCGAUCUGGGUUCAAUUCCCUGCCAGUACUGGCAUCGGGGGCGAGCGAUAUCUCAACCGGCCCGCACUGACCAGCACGGCGAUGUAUGUUCAAAUGACCAUCGUCAAAGGCAAAGCGUGGGGAGGCCUUCAUCCAGCAGUAAAUUGAUAACGGAAUGAAAACCGUAUAUUAUUGGCUAAUUUAAUUAUCAAAAGCGGCCAAAUUCGCAACGGUCACAGAGGUCAUUGGGCACGAAAAAUCUCUUCGAUAAGACCUCGUAAAACAGCUGGCAAAAUCGUCACGGUCAUCUAAAUGGCAGGGGCGGCUGUUACGUCAGUGGUGGUAGUUUGUACAAAAGUGCCGUGAGCGAUGCAGUACUAAGGGACGGUUCUCUUUUCAAUUACCAGUUCACCAAAUAAAUUAAUACAUUUCAGAAUGGGGGCGGCGAAACAGCGGCUUCCGGGUGCUGCGAGUGCGGCUCACUGUAUGCGCAGAUGCGUUGAAACUUCUCGGAGCAACUUUAAUUGAAACAGGAAAAAAAAUCUGCGGAAGCGGCCCGGGUCACUCGCCCCUUGGCAGCAAAGCCAGACGCAAGUACUCUGGGGGCGCUCUCACCGAUUUCCAAAUUUAAGAACUCCAUUUCCACAGCAGUGCGAGAGAACCGGCCACGUGGCCCGCUCGGCGCACGCACCCCCGGUGUGUCUGUCGCUAGCGCCGGAGAGACAUGUUCUAGUGCACGCGUGUCUUGUGGCGCCCGGCCCCAUUGAAGGUGUUGGUUUGGCGUAGGGCAGCGACGGGCAACCCAGACGAGUCGGUGGGCCACACGAGCGGCCCUCCACCUCAGUGGGCCACGAGCUUGACAUCGUGCUUGUCCGCUAAUCGUGACCCCACCGCUUGCCGCUAGACACGCCGAGACCAGGCCACCAUGAGGGGCUCCACGUGCCGCAGGUUGCCCAUCGCUGGCGCUGCGCCGGGAGGUUUGGCUACCCCUGGUCCCGACCGUGAACGUGUGCCGCGGGAGCCGACGGAGCCACUGUACCUCGGGGCACAUUGACAACCCCGACGCACGAACACUCCGAAGCACAGCUGCGAGUUGUAUAGGUGGCAUUUAAAUAUGCAAAUUAUACAAAACUGUAACCGAGCAGUUAAUUCAUGCGUGGCUUCACGGGGUUAGGCGGAGCGUUGAGAAGAAACGCUCAACGGGCGGCCCACACUCGCGUUACAAGCGGACGCGUUCAGUUCCGAAUGCGUUAACCCUUCUUAAAGCGUACCGUACAGUGUUUAUAUAUUCUGAUGUGUUUGUACGGUAACAGGAUAGUUGGCGCGUUGUACGCCGUCUUGAGCCGGCUGCGUGUGCACGAUGUAAAUAGUGACGCCGUGUCGUGGCCGUGGCGUUCGGGCGUAGUCGGCGUGCGGCUCCGCGGGCUCGCCUCGCAGCAGCCGAAACUUUUGUAAAUAUCCGUCUUGGUUGUGGUUGACGAUGCUGGCCACGCCCGGUGACAAUCGUUGUAAUCCACGUUGUACAUUAGCCGCAGGAAGUCGCACGGCAGCAUCGCUGUACGUACUUUAGUGUCAAGGCCAGGCUGCAGAUCCCUGCACCUCUGCAAGGGACACGCGGUCAAUCGGUUCUCUUAACAGCUGUGAAAACUAUUUAACAGAGAACCAAUUAAGACUUAAUACGUUUGGGGGGCAACCACACGUUCACACAGCUCAGUCACUGCAAGAGGGCCCUCGCAAUGGCACAAGUGGCUGAGCGCAUUGCAAUUUGGUACGCAGUGUUGCUAGGUUGACAAGAUUCCCCCCCUCUAGUUGCCCGAUUAGUGUGAAUAGGAUGUUAGUAAUUAUAGAUGAAUAUUGUUUGCAGGCUGUGUUUUAAGUGGUAGGCCUAGGGUUGCAACCUGUCCGGGUGUGACCCGGGCACCCCAGGAAUUAGCACCUGUGUUCGGGUGGCAGUAGGAUUUAAUUUGUGCCAAGAUCUGGAAGGGGGGGAGGGGUGUUGCCGUGUUGGGCUUCACUGCAGGAUGUUGCACACUUCUGCUAGACUUAGGCUGACCGAGAAAUCCAUCUGGGUUUGUCCUGCGGACGAGGCUGGCCCCAUGCGGUUGUGGGCAGUGUGAAGCGAAGUUGCGGGCCCAGUGUUCCUGUGCCCGGUUGAACAACGAUUACCUUGCUGCAAUGGAAACCGCAAAUCAUCUCCCAUUGUGACCGGCCCGCCACUAUGGUUCACAAACUUGUAUCCCCUGUGUGUCUGCCCGACCCUUAUUCUUGAUUUACGUACUGAUCUCGUUUAUUUAUUCACGUGAAAUGUAGAUGUAUGUACAUUGUAGACCCGUGUUUAUAGGCGUCCGUGUACAUUUUUUACUGUAAGCAACAGAUGGAGCACUUUUCCUCUGUCUAAUGUCGCCGCCGUUGCGAUCUGUGAGUGGCACUCGUGGGCGGCUGAGCGGAGAGCAAGAUGCUGGUGGAAGUGAUCGGGCUGGAAAGUUACAGCAGUGACUUGGCCUCUACGUGAAACAAAGUCUGGAGACGCGCUGUGCAAAUCAUCGAUUCAUCUCCAUUCUAAAAGCUCGCACUGUGCGCUGCAUUGAGCGGUGUGCUUACACAUUUAUUUGGUUGGAUUCCCAAAGGCUCGCUUGCUGGUAAUGGGGUUCCUAUUAUUGCAAGUAACUGGUUGGCUGCGGCACUCGGCACAAUGUAAAAAAUAAUCGGUGAUAAUCGCGAAUAAAAUCGUGAUAAUUCAUUGGAUUACAACGGUGGCCUGGGGCAUGGCGGGGGGGGGGGUUCAAUUUCUCCCCCUCCCCCCACCCAGUGAAGGAGGAGCGCGCACAGGGGAGCUAAUUCUACCCUGUACUUGAAGUGGCCUCUGCCACUUUCUGUCGGCCUCAGCCGAGCCACGUGUCCACGGCAGCCGCUACGCACGCACCCGUGAUCCAUGACCAGCGGUGGUGGCGGCGCGCACGCACGCGUGUCGGUAUGCGCGUUGGCGGCGCCACUGCACGGCCCGAGGGCACCUGAGCGACCUCGUACAACCAUGGGCCCAGCUGCUGCCCUUGGGAGUUUGCCUCUCGUUUUUCGUUGUGUACAGUACUCGGUUUACAGUACUCGGUUUGGAUCGCACGCGGCAGCAGUCGUUGCUGCUCCCUGCUGCAAACUCACGCCCUCUCGCAGGCCAGGUGCCGAGCCAGCUUGUGCCGCACAGGGACAGCUGCUGCCGUGGGUCCCCGAAGCAAAACCACUCGUGAAUCAUCGCCCCCUACUGGCAGAAUAACGCCCGCUCGCAAGCCAGGUGCCGAGCCAGCUUUUAGCUUGUCGCACAGGGACAGCUACCACUGCGGGUCCCCUAAGCAAAACCACUCGUGAAUCAUCGCCCCCUACUGGCAGAAUAACGCCCGCUCGUAAGCCAGGUGCCAAGCCAGAUUGUAGCUUGCGUCGCACAGGGACAGCUACCACUGCGGGUGCCCUAAGCAAAACCACAUGGCAAUCAUUGGCCUCCCCCCCCCCCCCCUUACUGGCAAACUCACGCCCGCUCGCAGGCCAGGUGCCAGAGUCACCUUGUGCCACGCAGGGAUGGCUGCCACUGGGUGUGCCCUUUCGAGACGUGUCGAGGUGAGAAGUGAUGCGAAUUCGCUCGACGCGUGUGAAGAAACGCUCUGGAGACGCCGCGUCAUCAUCUGCAGAACCGACGCCGAGGAUGACUUUGCAUCGUGUGUCGGGUGGUGCUUUCGGUUCGGCGAGACGGAACUGGAUGCACUUUUUGAGGACUGCUGUGGGGUUGUCUUAAGGCAUCGUUUUUGGUGGCCCUGGAAUUAAACACGAGUCGCGUCACGAUGCAAGACGACGGUGUCGGCAUGCAUUGUGGGUUUUUGUUUUAUCCCCAUUCACGGCAUGUGAUUUUUUUAUUAUUACUGCGUUGGAACCCGGAUCGUAGUGCAUUGUUUGAGGUUAUUAUUGCGCGAGUUCUGUAAUGUUUGCGUGGCUUCGUUGAGUGCGAUACUCAAGUGUGCUGUAGGUUCUGUUGCAAUAUGGUUUACUCACUAUCCAUUAAACACGUACAGUAUUCGUA